AAUACACACAAUGUGAACUCAAGAAUACGAGUAAAUCGUAGUACGUUAUGGCGUCUAGUUCACGAUCUCAUGCAAAGAUCUUCUGUCCAGCACAUCCAGAUGCACCACUUAUUGAAGAUUACAGAGCUGGGGACAUGAUAUGUCCAGAAUGUGGACUAGUCAUAGGAGACAGAGUUGUGGAUGUAGGCACUGAAUGGAGAACUUUUAACAAUGAGAAGUCCACAAAUGACCCUACACGUGUGGGCGCAGCAGAGAAUCCACUACUUAAUGGAAGUGACUUGUCUACAGUUGUUGGAAGGGGUACGGGAGAUGCAAGUUUUGAUGAGAGUGGAGUAGCAAAGUACCAGAACAGAAGAACUAUGAGCAGUUCUGAUCGAGCCCUUACAAAUGCAUUUAGAGAAAUAAACAACAUGGCUGACCGAAUUAAUCUCACAAAAACAAUAGUGGAUCGAGCUAACAGUUUGUUUAAACAAGUUCAUGAUGGAAAGACAUUGAAAGGCAGAAGUAAUGAUGCAAUUGCAUCAUCCUGCUUAUAUAUAGCUUGCAGACAAGAAGGUGUUCCAAGAACCUUUAAAGAAAUAUGUGCUGUUUCCAAAGUAUCUAAGAAAGAGAUAGGGCGUUGUUUUAAACUGAUCCUAAAGGCUUUAGAGACUAGCGUUGAUCUCAUCACAACUGGAGAUUUCAUGUCUCGCUUUUGUUCCAACCUUGGACUGCCUAAUACUGUACAACGAGCAGCAACACAUAUAGCCAGGAAGGCUGUUGAGUUGGAUAUUGUGCCUGGAAGAAGCCCUAUAUCAGUUGCAGCAGCAGCAAUUUAUAUGGCAUCUCAAGCUUCACAAGAUAAAAAAUCACAGAAAGAAAUUGGAGAUAUAGCAGGUGUGGCUGAUGUUACCAUCCGCCAGUCAUAUAAACUAAUGUAUCCAAAAGCUGCUGAACUAUUUCCAGAAGACUUCAGAUUUCAUACUCCAGUUGAGCAGCUUCCCACACUUUGAGAAUAUGGUAGCAGCCCAUGUUGUUCUGUAAAAAAUGUAAGAACUUGCAGUGGGAGUUUCAAAGACAAACUUAGUACAAAGUUAUUUCUGCCACAAUGUUUUUAUGAUCCAGCUUUACUAAAAUUAAACAGUAAAAACAUAUAAGUGGAACAAAACUUGUUCUGUACUGGACAGAUUUUAUUGAACUAAACAGUUGAAGCUGUUAUAUAGAUUUUUUUGUGUGUUUAUCCCAUGAUAUUAUGCAUCAGGAAUUUAAAAAAAAGAUUAUACUGAUGAACAACAUUUCAUUUCUGUUACACUGGACAAUUUAAUUGUUAAUCUUGUAAUUUCUUUUCACUAUAGUAUACAAGAUUUUAAGGGCUAAAAUUUGUGAUAAAAGCCAUGUGAGCUGCAGAUGUUUUUUCACUUUCCUCUGAAUUUAUCCAUUUAGAAUUUAAAAUCAGAUGCACAAAAACCUUUAAAGCAUUUCUAGUAUAUCUUUUAGUCAUAGUUCAGAGGUGCCUAUUGUUAAAAUUAAUAUUUAAUUAUUCUUUAUACCUUAAAAACAAAUUUAAGUUAUGUUCAAUGAAACUUGUAUUAGUAACUAUAAACUUUCAAUAAAAAAAAUUUUUAUGAGAAAAUUAUACCAUCAAACUAUUGAAAGGCAAACUGUACCAAAUGUUGAAAUUCAUAUUCUACUCUAUAAGGUCACCAACAGGCACUGUUAUCGCUAUGCUGAUUUUUACUCAAAAUAGUUGAAAUUAUUUGGGGGGGGGGAGUGUUGUAUGGGUACAUGCCAUGUAGUUGUGUUAUAAAAUGAUCUGAUAAAGACUUGUUAAAUAAUUAUAUUAAAUGUGCACUUGUGUCUUCUCACCCUUACUAAAUAUUAAAAUAAUAAAA
Molecule: messenger RNA, 1871 nt
Organism: Limulus polyphemus (Atlantic horseshoe crab)
Lineage: Eukaryota; Metazoa; Arthropoda; Merostomata; Xiphosura; Limulidae
Product: transcription initiation factor IIB-like
Exons: 10
Coding region: 48-992 (314 amino acids)
Biological process (GO): transcription initiation at RNA polymerase II promoter; transcription preinitiation complex assembly
Cellular component (GO): transcription preinitiation complex; nucleus
Molecular function (GO): RNA polymerase II general transcription initiation factor activity; TBP-class protein binding
Source: RefSeq, a predicted model, not a curated record